AUGUCGACAAAGCGAUUAAAGUCUGGAAUCGUUUUUUUUAAAGACGACAAGAUUGUCCCGACUAGCACAAGCAAUAUAUUGCAAAUUGCUCAACAGGAUGAAUCCAAUUCUCCUGAUGCAAAGAAAUUCAGCAUCAUUUCAGGAAUUUCGUUUGGAUCCAAUUUCGUGGGUAUGGUGCGUAUCUUGAAUAUUACGAGCACAAUGGCCAGUGACAAGAUGAACAGCGUGGUGGAAUCGCUUCAACAACAAAUGGAUCUUGCCACGUUCUACGAAGGUUCGGCUGGCGGAUUUGGCGCAAACUCGUCUAUGGCAGACAACGUCAAAAGUUUGCUCAAUUCCCAGAAUAUAAAUUCUCACGUCACGAUGAUCUGCAUAGGUGCCAUUCCCUGUAUAGUAUCCAACGGCGUCAAACUAGGUGUUGAAAAAUCUGCCAAAUUCGAUCCUCAAUCAAGUCUUGACGGACUAGCCGCCCUACAAUACGCCACUCAAGCUGAUCAAGGCACAGUUUCGCAGGCGGCAGAGGCAGCGCGCACAGGUGCCCAAAUGAUGUCCAUGAAAGCCAGCGAUGUUAAAUCCUCCCUCUCGGCUCUGGUGGAGAUAGAUGACGGUUCGAAUAAGGUUAUCGAUAUUAAUUCUACGAUGACUGCCCUUGAAGGUAAUCUCAAGAAAGCUGCAGAAGGUACUUCAGGUGUUCCGAUCAAUUACUACUUGAAAGAUCUUUCAAAGAGUAUGCUUGCAGAAAUGUGGGUGGCUAAAUAG
Messenger RNA from Botrytis porri, 759 nucleotides. RefSeq lists its product as uncharacterized. NCBI's taxonomy places the organism in Eukaryota, Fungi, Ascomycota, Leotiomycetes, Helotiales, Sclerotiniaceae. The record is from RefSeq and is a predicted model, not a curated record. The transcript has a single exon. Bases 1 to 759 code for a protein of 252 amino acids.